This is a messenger RNA of Rhopilema esculentum, 6170 nucleotides long. RefSeq lists its product as uncharacterized. The record is from RefSeq and is a predicted model, not a curated record. Gene Ontology annotation, biological process: proteolysis. Gene Ontology annotation, molecular function: metalloaminopeptidase activity; zinc ion binding. Gene Ontology annotation, cellular component: nucleolus. Lineage: Eukaryota; Metazoa; Cnidaria; Scyphozoa; Rhizostomeae; Rhizostomatidae.
CGUAGUUGCGCCCCUGGAGAUACAAGUGUAAGACAAGACUUCUUCGGAAGACAUUCGUCAGUUAUUGAUCGAUCAGUCAAGAAGUGGAUGGUAUAGCGAUUGUUCAGUCGAAAUGGUUUGCCAUAACAAUGAAAGUUUUUUGCAACAAUCUAGUCGAUAUUUUUUUAAACAAUUUACGGUUGGGAGGAAGGGGAUUCGAAAAUUGGUGACAGGAUGACAGCGCACAAUGAUAGAAACGAGUAGGGAAGUUCGGCGUAUGCAGAGAUAGGUUUUAUAGCAAGUUAAUAUGAUAGAGAGCGGAAAGAAGAAAGAAGCAAAUUAAUAGCUAAUAAAAAUAGAAUCCACAGCUAUAAAGCAAAAUGUAAAUGAAAUGUAAAUUUACUUAUUUUAAACGCUCAUUUUACUAUUAUUCAGUUGAAUUAUAUUGAAUUUUUCAUUUAUUGUUGGUAAAGAAUCGUUAUUCAAGAUGAGUCACAGUACAGUAAGAUUCGUAUCCAGUAUGAUUUUAAAAUUAUAAUCGAGUUGCGCCAGGUUGAAACUCAUAAAUAAACUACAGAAUACUCGAUUUGAAAAUAAACUACAGAAACUCAUAAAAAGUUGAUGCUUGUAUGUUGGAGUAGCUCGGCAAAGCUAAUUAAGGUCUUGAAGAAAAUUUGGUUUCCACUGAGCUCUUUGAGUAAUGGGGCAUACACAGUGUAUUUUCUGAGUUUUUUGUUAGACUGGCCUUUUCCUUUCUAUAACUUAUACAAAACAUCUGAGUUUUAAGGUAAACUUUCCAAGCCCUCUUUAAUUUUCACUGCUGAUGAAGGCAUCGAAAGCAAUAAUAGUAUUUCUUAUGUCACCUUUAAGUCUCUGCUUCAUAGUCGAACUGAGUUCUACUAAAAAAGUUUUCAUAGAAAAAAUUUGGAAAGGUUUUUUGUAUCAAAUGCUACUACGAAUUUUCAUAUUUCCUCCACCUUAACUGUUUGAUUCUGUUUCAAAAUACAAUACCUCUAUCUAUAUACGAACGUUUGGAUUGAAAGAAAUCAUUUCAAUGGGUCUCUGUCACGAAGUGCUGAUUCAGCACGUAACAUCAACAACAAUCUAAGGGAAAUGGCUGCUGAAUUGUGAAGUGUGCCUUGGGUUCACAGGCGAAAAAGGAAACUUUAUGCUAAGAAGACCAUAACCAGAGCAUAAAAUCUGAUGGAAAGUAAUUAUAGAUAUUCAAGCACUGUAUUUGCUUGUGAAACAUCAAGUGAUGAUCGUUUUAUAAGAUGUGAUUUUCACAAAUGUAAAAAGCAUGGCAAGGACCUUAACAAAGAACCAGAAUGGCUCCUUAAUACUCCAAAGAAUGUGAAGAUAUUGGAGCAGCAUGUGGGCCAGGAAAUCUUUCAUUACAUUAAAGAGUAUGAAGAAACCAACAAGUGUCUGGAUAGAAAACUUUGUGAAAGCAAUGUGGAUCUUCUAAUCAAGCCACAUGAACUGCACAGGUUUUCAAUGAUAAUAGUUUGCCUUAAUUUACGAGAUCACCAGGCAGAGCUUGGUUUGUGGAUCCAGGCAUUUGUAAAUGCUGCAUCUGUAGAAAAUGGCCAGUCUAUUUGCCUGAUUACAUUAUCAUUUGGCAGCAGAAAAGAGCUACUAGAAUGUGUAUCAAGACUUUCUGCAAUUAAACAGACAUCCAGUAACACUGAAGUUAUGGUGAUUUUGAGCUGCCAUUCCAGCAAUCAAGGCCAGGUGUUUUCUUGUACGCCCACUGGCAUUAGUUUGAGUGGGAAGUUUGAAGAAUUCUGCUCUUUGCACGAUUUCGUUCGCACAUGUCAUGAUGUUCUUGGUUCUCUGCUUAAAAUCAUUCAUAUUUCGUCUUGUUUCACUUUGAAACUCGAUGAUUCCUUGACGGAUUGGCCUGUUCCGUACUCUUGGUAUAAGAAGCACUUGAACUGUAUACUAUCCGGAAGUACAAAAGAGGUUUAUGAAACUGGCUCACAAGUUGCUGAUUUGUAUCUGCUUUUAUCCGUACUAAAAAACCAAAACAAAGGUUUGAAAUCAAGCUUUGAGAUAGCUAUUCGUAGAGCCGUCGAUACCGAUUGGCCGGAUCUUGCAAAAGAAAUGGGACUAACAAUUAUGGAUAUGAAAUAUGUUGAAAAUGCAGUAAAGAUUUCUGCUACAGAAGACCGGGUAACACCCCCUGGAAUUGUCUUUUCCCCAGUUCAUGUCAUAUUGGUUACGAUGUCUUCUGGAUCUCUUGAAGAUCAACUGCUUUCAGAUGCUAUAGUAAAAAAUCUCAGAGUAAGAAAAUCGGCAGACUUCAAUGCAAGUUUUUCACAGAUUUCUCUUAAAGAAUGCAAAGACGACACAACAUCAUACAAUCAGCAGCUAGAGACUAGAAUAAAGGAAAGAAUUAGUGACAGUUCUCGGGAACUCUUCUUUGUUUUUAUUGGAACAAGUUUUGCAAAGAUCUCAACUUCUAUUGCAAGGCAUAUAAAAGAUUUUUGCUGUAGACAUCAUUGGGAAGUCUAUGGACUGCAUUUCCAAAAUAUGACACUGCUAACUUGGAAGGCUUUGUCAAACUGUUUUUCCAAAAAGGCUUUUACUGAAUGCCACUCUUGUAGUGGGACAAAAGAGACUUCCUUUCCAAUUACUGGGCUGCUGAACACAACUGCAACUUACGUUGAAAGAUACCCAUUAUUGUUGUAUAUAGUGCAUUUGGCUAUAGGGGAGAAUGGCCUUCGUAGAUUAAAGAAGGAAGAACCUCAUGGUAACGGAACCAAAAAAACUCCUUCUAAGUGGACAUUGGUUGAUGUUUAUAUGGAAGCGAGUUUUGUUUUAUCUGGACUGAGUAUGAAAUGCGACCUCAGUAUCAUAUCUCUGUUAAAAACUCGCUGCUCAUGCAAACCAAAUGAAAGCGAGGUUCGGGUAUCUGACCAGAAAGCCAAGGAUUCUGGAUUUCAUUUUCCCUUAGGGAAGCCAACUGAAAAAGGAACACAACAAAAUCAUGACUUGAUACCUGAGGUACCUGAAGCAGCAAUGGAGCCUCUAGAUGCGCAAUUGUGCAAUCGAGACUACUCUCAUUCUUAUGAUAGCAGAAACAACUCAGGUUCAAAGAUUUGUCAUGUAUCUCCCUCUAUGGAAAUUGAAACUAAAGCACCCUUCUAUGCUCAAGCAGAGCAAAGCAAUAGAAACCGCCAGAAAAGAAAGCACGAUGAGUCAGAUAGUGAGUCAAAGGUUGAUGCGAGAAGCCUCUUAUUUAAUACUGGCUCGGCUAAUGCGGAAAGCUAUAGCUCUCUUUCUUCGUGUAAUGUCGGCUAUGAUGAAAUGUCUAUGAAAGACAGCAUUGAUACUGGUUCAGAAAAUUUUUCGUCUUUGAAACUGCAAAAGGUUGAGAUGGAAUUUCUACAAAAGCCUUGUAGAGACGAAUCAACCAAAAUUGCUUCUGAAGUAGGUGAAAAGAAAACUAUAACAAGUAAUUUUGUAGGUGACUUGAGGAUAAAAGAUAGUCUUGAAGCAAAAUCAGAUCCAUCGUGUUCAGACCUGGACUUAGAACACAAUGAUUUGUAUGGUGAAAGCCUAAAUAAAGCAUCGUUUUUGUCACCAGGAGACAAAACCUUAGCUGGGAUUGACAAAGAAGUAGCAGUCAAUGCGUACAAGCCUAUUGCAACAGAAAGCUGGAGUCAAUCGAGAGACCUCCCUCUAAUGGCAAACGUUGAUGACGUUUUGGUUACGCAUUACAUUUUAGAUCUUGAUGUCGAUUUUCAGGCAAAGGUAAUCGCUGGAACAAUAGUAUUGUUUUUAAAGCCGGCCAGAGUGGAUGUGGAUGAAUGCAAUUUUCAAAUGUGCCUUGACAGUACUAUGGUGACUGUUGAAGCUGCAGAGGAGAUCACUAUACCUGAUGAUUUAGAAAUACAUUUUCAUGAGCAGAAGUGUUGCUGUGCAGGAAUCAAACAAUCACUUGAUCAAUCACUUGAGCAGCAUACUUCAGGAAGUUCAAAAGGUCCAGAACCAUCAAACUGCUCUGACGACAAAUAUUGCAGCGAAACUUGCAGUGAAGGAAAUGGAAAUUCUUUUGAGUCGGAAGAUGACUUUUUAAGUUGUAAGCACUGCAGGUUUUUGCUAGAUUUGAGGAAAUCGCAUGGCAAAAAAUCGUUAUUAAAGAUGAAGAAAUUAUCUUAUUCUAUUCAUGGAUGGUGCAUAAGAGUUUGGAAAGAAGGUGAAGAUGCAAACAUUUGGCCUGAAUGUGUUAAAAUCAGAUACCAUACGAACCCUGAGGGACAAUCGAUUAUGUGGGCUAAGGAUCAAGAUGGGAAUGAUGCAGUUUUCACACCAGGUGCUUACAUCAACAACCGCUCGUUAAUGCCAUGUCAAGAGCCGCCCGUCGCAAUGUCAACCUGGCAAGCUUAUUUCAAUGUCAAAAAUGGCGCAACGGUGUUGACAAGUGGUGACCGGUAUCUUUGUAAAGAGGCUCUUUUGAGAAAACAUUUUGUCGAGCAAGGCCUGUUCUACUAUGAAAUGUCCAUGCCACUGCCUUGUUCCACGUUGGCAAUUGCAAUUGGGUCGUACGACAAAUCUCAAAUCUCAGUCGAUGUUUGUACCGGGCUGUCGGGGAAAGUUGUCCCGGUUUCGAUGUAUGCUCCCAAAUCGUUGAUUGGCAGGUUUGCUAAUGAAUUUCAAGACUUGGCUUGCGAUUAUCUCACUGCUGCUUCUGGCUUGCUCGGGGAAUACCCUUUCAGUAGACUGGACCUUGUAUUGAUGCCCAGAUGCUUCGCUUGUAUGGGGCUUGAAAGCCCAAAUGUUGCAUUUCUGUCUCAAUCUCUUCUUUGUGGUGAUCGAAGCAUGUCAAUACGAAUAGCUCAUGAAAUCUCACAUGCCUGGUUUGGCCUUCUCGUUGGGGUGAAAGACUGGACUGAAGAAUGGCUCAGUGAGGGGUUUGCCACUUAUUCUGAAGAGAGAAUUCAAGCAAAAGCUGAAAUGUUGCCAGCAAACGAAUGCAUCAAUCGCAUGCGACUUCGUCAAUCUAUCAGAUAUCGUUCAUUGCAAGCUGAACUUUCUCAGGCAGAAGAGAACCUUAAAACUUUGAGGCCACGCCCAUCAUCAACCGGUUAUAUCUCAGCCGUUGAAGCUGUAAAUAGAAGCAUUACGAACGGAAGCCAAGAUGAACCCAGUCCACACACUGUUUUUAGAGGCGCCUUAAUUCCAUCUAGAAAAUGGACCCAAGUUCAUUAUAUGAAAGGCUACUUCCUUUUGUAUCAUUUGACUGAAAUGGUUGGACAAGAUGAUUUUGAUAAAUUUCUUGUAAAAUACAUCAGGAGGUACCGAGAAUGUCUUGUCUCGUCAGAAAUGUUUUUCAGCAUGUUUGCAGAUGAAUUCAAGAUAAAUCAGGCAGAAAAAGAGCGUCUUAUGAAAGAAUGGUUGGAAACUGUUGGAAUGCCGAAGGAUACCGAAGACAUGCUUGCCAGAAGUCCAGGGUUUUAUGUACUGCAAGUAAACGAAAAGUUCCAAGAUUGGAAAAGGCAUGAUACCGGAAAUAAAAGAUGCAAAACACUGAAGAUGAAGAGGAGAAAAGUUUCGCUAAAGCUGAUGAACGAACCAGCAUUGACUGCAGAUGCGAUAAUCCUGCUACUAGAAAGACUUUUGGAGAGAAAAACACUGGCAAAUCAAACACUGAAAGACCUUCAACAAACAUACUCAUUGAAUUGUUGUAAUGCCGAGAUUCGACAUCGUUGGUGUGAGCUAAUUGUAAAGCACAGGUAUACAAAAGAAUACGGACAAGUCAGACGGUUUUUGAUUGAAGAUCAGGGUAUGGGGAUAUACUUAUUCGGAGAGCUGCUAAUUUCACAAGAUAAAGUCCAGAAAAAAUUGGCAGAGGAUGUCUACAGCUGCAUUAAAGAUGAGAUGGAUGUUUGUACUUUUCAAACCGUUUAUGAAAUGCUAAAUGGUAUAUGAUAUGAUAAUUAGAUAAUUCAAUAAUUUAUUUCAUAAAGAUUUAUAAUUAAUUUUGGCAGCCAUUCUCGCAUAACUACAAAGGAGAUAUUAAUUAUGUGUUCUGUUGUGGCUGCUGCAGUAUUAAGGGGUUCAGGGAUAAGUUUGCAUAUGAUAAACAACUUGUUGUAACAAGCCUUCGCCAACAAAAACAUAGUCGCAGUAUAGUUAUGUGCUCAGUAUAUGUUGGUGAAAGUAAAUAUUCCAGGCGUAGGAAU